Emiliania huxleyi CCMP1516 is the source of this 1332-nucleotide messenger RNA. RefSeq lists its product as hypothetical. Bases 1 to 1332 code for a protein of 443 amino acids. The record is from RefSeq and is a predicted model, not a curated record. NCBI's taxonomy places the organism in Eukaryota, Haptophyta, Isochrysidales, Noelaerhabdaceae. The transcript is spliced from 8 exons.
AUGACGCUACGCGUGUCGAUACCCUACUUCAUGAGGAAGUGCUUGUCGCUGAUCUGCAGCUAUGUCCAGCUCGGGUUCGAGGACGGUAACGCCGAGGCGGAGUUCCGCGACUUUUUCGAGCAGGUCCAAAUCGCGGGCGGGGUAGACAAAGCGACGCUCGCGCCUGCGCUCGUGACUUCGCCUCUUGAGCGUCAGGCAUACGCCGAUCAUCUCAACGUCGCCUCCAUCGUCCUUAUUCCGCUCAGCAUCGCCGCGGAUGACCCGCUCUAUGCCAUCUUCUGCAUGGCGCUGAGCCUGGGCAUCCUUUCGGCCGGCGGUGCUGCGGCGGCCGGCGGGAGACCGCGGGGAGUAAACUACGGGCGUAGUUUACUCCCCGCGGUCUCGACGGUUAUCCACCUAAGCACGGGUCGCCUCCACCUCUUUGCCCAAAAUGAGAUUUGUGCAGCGGUUGCCGUCUUCAGCUUGCACCUCAACUUUUUGGACAAGCGCAAAAGCCUCUCUGUCCUCGCCUUGGCUUCAUUCGGCGCGCUGCACGUCGCGCCGCAGCUGAAGGCCCACGUGGCGCUCGCCACCUUCUACGGCACAAUCAUCGGACACAUGACCGAAUACUUGGUGGACGCGGCCAAGCGCGUGCUGCAGCAGCUCACGCAGAAGAUGCACCUCGUCGAGGUGCUCCGCAUGAUGGAGAUGGGCAGCUACGAGUCACGGUGGACCCUCCUCGCCCCGAUGGCGCUUGUGGACCACCGCGAGGUGGAGGUGCUCACACACUGCCCACCGGUUUUGAUCGACGAGAUCAUCUACAACUACGUGCUCACGAAUGUGAUCGACAACGCGCAAAAGUAUGGUACCGAGAGCACGAUCCGUUGGCACCUUUGCGAGGGCAAGCUCACAACGCAAAUGCGCAGCCGCAACCGGCAAGGCACCACCCCGGUCACGCCCGAGCUGGUCGACGCCGUCUUUAGCGGCCAGCAGGACUUCUCCAUGGCGUCGCGGAGCUCGGGACGCGGCCUCGUGGGUGCACUGCGCGCGUGCACACACCUCGGCGGAGCGCUGGAGAUCGCGGGCGAGGCAGGCGGGUGGACUUGGACCUCCUUCUCGCUGCCAGCCUCGCCCGGCGCGGCACUGCCGGCGGUGGUGUCGGAAUUCACUGCUCUGGUGGUCGACGACGACGAUUUCGUUCUUGACGUGGCGUGCCAGUCGAUUUCGAGCAUGGAGGCGGAUCCGCCUCGACCCAGCCUGAGCCAUUUACGCUCGCCUGACGUGGGAGGCGUGCACACGGCGGGGCCACCAGCGUUGAGGUUAGCAUCGAACGUUCUGCGAACGUUUGCAUAG